Molecule: messenger RNA, 574 nt
Organism: Ipomoea nil (Japanese morning glory)
Lineage: Eukaryota; Viridiplantae; Streptophyta; Magnoliopsida; Solanales; Convolvulaceae
Product: DNA-directed RNA polymerase IV subunit 1-like
Exons: 7
Coding region: 44-574 (176 amino acids)
Biological process (GO): DNA-templated transcription
Cellular component (GO): RNA polymerase II, core complex
Source: RefSeq, a predicted model, not a curated record
UCCUCCACUACACCGCGAAGCCCGGCCAAACGACACAACAACAAUGGAGCUUAAUUGGUUUUCGGUGGAGGAUGAUAUGGCACAACCACAACCCGGAGUUUUAAAGGCCAUUAGUUUCGAUUUCCUGUCCGAAGAAGAUGCUGCCAAAAUUUCGGUCAAGCAAGUAGGAGCUGUGAAUGAAGUAGCAGAUCCUGCUUUAGGAUUGCCAAAUUCAACUUCUAAGUGCAACACGUGUGGAGCACAGGAUGGAAAGCGGGUAGUUGGUACACCAGGCAAUGAAAAACUUGGGAUGAAUAUUUGUGAAGGUCACUUUGGUUUAAUCAACUUACAAUACACAGUUUUAAACCCGUAUCUCAUGUCUGAGAUUGCUCAGGUUCUCAAUAAAAUUUGCCCGGCAUGUAAAUCUGUUCGCCGUAAUAGAGUCAAGAAUGCUGCUUCCACCUCUGAGCAAAACCAGUUGGGGAACUGCAAAUAUUGCGAUAUAAAGUUUAAAAGCUAUCCACCGAUGAAAUUUAAAGUAUCUCGAAGAGACAAGUUUAGGAAGACUGCACUUAUUGCAGAAAUGAAACUCUGA